This is a messenger RNA of Cooperia oncophora, 385 nucleotides long. NCBI's taxonomy places the organism in Eukaryota, Metazoa, Nematoda, Chromadorea, Rhabditida, Trichostrongylidae. The record is from the annotation of a GenBank genome assembly.
AUGUCCAAGGUUGCUGAGGCUUUGGGUGGAUUCUUCUCGAGGAACGAGGUGACCGCUAUCAUCCAGGCGACACCUGAGGUGUUGCUGAAAAAUAUUGAAGAACUGGAGGAGAAGUAUGAAUACAUUUUCUUCCAGAUGUGUAUUGAAGGCGAACAGUUCAAAGAUUGUAUGAAUUGGGCAGUAUUGAGUUUGGAAGAAAUAAUGACGCGACACGAAUUCCUUCUGAAAACCGGCCGCUAUGUGACACCGGAUCCGAAGCAUCCACAGAAAGCUAUGGAAAACGCUAGGUUAAAUCAAAUACUGGAUUCGAGUGACGACAAUUUUGCAGUUCAGCAAUCAAUUCUCAUUCGAACCCCUCUCUUACCAUUAGCGACCAGAAAGACCA